UGAUAAUUUUAAGCCACACCUGUUUGGUCAUCAUGUUUUUCUUGUACGUAGUUGGUCUGCUGAGUGGUUCUUCGAUUAUUAUGGCACAAGAUGUAGAAACAGUUUUAGCAGAGAAAAAUCUAGAAGGUUACCCAUCAUCCCUGCUUUUUGAUACAGUGUCUGCAAAAACAAAUGAAGUAGGGACACUGGACAAAUCUAAAGUAUCCGCUCUGCUGGAGUCAAAGGAAGUUCAAGAAGCUCUUACUAAGUCAGCUCUUGAAUACUCAGCAAAGGUCCUGAACCAAUCAGUGAAGGCUAGAUACCUUAUGAGUGACCCAGGCCUAUGUGAAUACUCUUGGGUCUCUUGGCUUCCGUGGAUGGGUUGUGAUACUCCAGAGGUGAAAGAAGCUCCUUCUUCAUCUCUCCCAUUGAUUAUGGAGUCUUCAUACAGCUGUUACGCUCCAUAAAUGAAACUAUUGUAGCAUCCAAUAA
Macrosteles quadrilineatus (aster leafhopper) is the source of this 471-nucleotide messenger RNA. RefSeq lists its product as uncharacterized. The transcript is spliced from 3 exons. Lineage: Eukaryota; Metazoa; Arthropoda; Insecta; Hemiptera; Cicadellidae. The coding region runs from base 33 to 446 and encodes 137 amino acids. The record is from RefSeq and is a predicted model, not a curated record.